Molecule: messenger RNA, 432 nt
Organism: Psylliodes chrysocephalus
Lineage: Eukaryota; Metazoa; Arthropoda; Insecta; Coleoptera; Chrysomelidae
Source: the annotation of a GenBank genome assembly
AUGGGAGUUACUAUAGGAGUUACUAUAGGAGUUACUAUAGGAGUUACUAUAGGAGUUACUAUAAGAGGUACUAUAGGAGUUACUAUAGGAGUUACUAUAAGAGUUGCUAGAGGAGUUACUAUAGGAGUUACUAUAGGAGUUACUAUAGGAGUUACUAUAAGAGGUACUAUAGGAGUUACUAUAGGAGUUACUAUAAGAGUUGCUAGAGGAGUUACUAUAGGAGUUACUAUAGGAGUUACUAUAGGAGUUACUAUAGAAGUUACUAUAGGAGUUACUAUAGGAGUUACUAUAGGAGUUACUAUAGGAGUUACUAUAGGAGUUACUAUAGGAGUUACUAUAGGAAUUACUAUAGGAGUUACUUUAGGAUUUACUUUAGGAGUUACUUUAGGAAUUAAUAUAGGAAUUGAUUUAAGAAUUAAUUUAGGAAUAUAG